Molecule: messenger RNA, 2049 nt
Organism: Glossina fuscipes
Lineage: Eukaryota; Metazoa; Arthropoda; Insecta; Diptera; Glossinidae
Product: modifier of mdg4
Exons: 5
Coding region: 372-1901 (509 amino acids)
Biological process (GO): regulation of transcription by RNA polymerase II
Cellular component (GO): nucleus
Molecular function (GO): protein binding
Source: RefSeq, a predicted model, not a curated record
AGCCUGGCAACACUAAAGCAAAGCGUACAUAAAAAAUUUUCAUGCAGAAAAUUCUUUUCUUCAAGCUCAAAGUUAAAACAAAUUAAACGUUAACGGUGCAAAAUUGCCAAAUUGAAAAUGCUUAAUUAAAGAAGAAUUUAAAUUAAAAUAAAAGAGAAACAAAUGAUUAUAAUUUAUGUAAAUGUGUAAAUUGUCUAACAGACUCAAAAGCGUUCGAAAAUUAGCAUUAGAAAAACAAGAAAAAAAGGGAAAGGAAAGCAAAUGCAUUAAAUUGGAUUAAGAAACAAAUUGCAAAUUGCAAUUGUUUGCUAAAUUGCUUUCAUCAUAGUUUUCUAUUGUUAUUUUGUAAAUAGCAUUAGGAACACCUAAUAAUGGCAGCACCACAGCAGUAUUCAUUGCGUUGGAACAACUAUUUUCGGCAUCUGACUUAUGCUUUAGACAAUCAUCGGAACAAUGAUGAUUUUGUCGAUGUGAGUUUGUUGUGUGAUGGGCGUAAGAUUAAGGCACACAAGGUGGUGUUAUCGGCGUGCAGUUCAUAUUUUAAGGAGAUAUUUACAGAAAAUCCACACCCGCAUCCGGUGAUAAUAUUUAAAUUUAUUAAAUUUGAGGAUCUCAAUUCAAUCAUAGAAUUUAUGUAUCAGGGCGAAGUUAAUGUUCAGCAGGAAGCUUUGCAGUCUUUCUUACAAACAGCUGAACUGCUGGCAGUUCAAGGUUUGACGUCUGAGGAAAAAGAAAAACCUAAACCACCGGCACCCAUUAUUGAAGAUAAUAAAUUAAUAAAAACCAUACCGAGCACUAUUCGAGCUGUAAAUGAUAAUGCAACAGCUACACAGGCAGCCACACAAACUACUCUUGAAAUACCAACAGCCAAUUUACUGCAAGCUACCGCUCAACAAUUACAAGUCUCCCAGCAACUCCAUCAACAUCAGCAACAGCCGCAAUCUCAAUCCCAAUCCCAACAUCAACAUCAUGUACAAACACAAAUACAACAUAUACAAGUUCAACAGCAGCAUCAGCAACCGCAACAUAAUCCCACAACCGGCCAACAGGUUCAUCAUCAAGUAACCACAGUGCAACAGGGACAACAUCAGACUCUGCAAUUACAGCAAGUUACUCAUCAUUCCACCCAGCAACCUACGCAACAAGUGCAAGUCAAUACUCAACCUCAAUUAAGUACUGCGGGUAUUGUAACGCUCCCCGCUACUCAUCAAAAUACCCUCAAGAAACGUAAAAUCACCUUUUCGGAUGAUGAUGAUAAUAUAUAUACAGCCGAGACGGUGGAUUAUGGUGUUAAGGAUGAACAAACAAUUGUAAAAACCGCUGAUGUCACUUUAUUGCGUGGCACCAUUAAAAUGGAUAUCCCUGAGUAUAUAGUCAGCGAUCGUUUAUCGGACGGUGGUGGCUUAUCGGAUGGCGGCGGUACUCAGAAUGCUAAUCAAGACACAUCGAACAGUGGUCAAAAUGUUACACAAUACACAUCUGAAUAUGAAAUUUUAACAGAAUCCGAAAUAGAGGAAAAAUUUCAUCAAGCUGAAGCUGAUAACGCGGAAAUAACUAUAGAAAUGGGACGAUUGUUAAGUACCACGGCCACCACUACAGCAGCGACUCAAAAUGCUUUAGACGAUACCGCAACAAACACGGGAAACGUAGUGACAACCAUUAAAACUGAUAAUAAAGGCAGUUCCACCACAGAUUUACCCAAUAAUAAAUGGACAGAAUGUCAAUUUUGCAAAAUGGUUAUAACUACGGUUAAUCUUUGGAGACAUAUUCGUACGCAGCAUACACCACAACCGCCGCGUAAAUGUGAAUUAUGUAAUAAGAAUUUUAAAAACAAAUACAGUCUGCGUGAACAUAUACGCAUUUCGCAUGAACAAAAGGUCGCCGUUAAAACGGAAAACUGAUUGACCGUAUAUCGUAUAGUGAGCAGCUAGUCGUGUGGUAAUGAAGCCAUACUAAACAUGUAAUCAAAUAAUGUCCAAAUAAUAUUAAAAAUCGAUAGAUAAUGAUAGGUGAUGAUGAAUGAAAAAAAAAAGAAGAAGAAAAAUUACG